AUGAACCUUAGUCAGUUCGGUACUUGGUUUCGGGAAGUCCUUUCUAUUCCUUCGACGUCGUUGGGUGGCUCGUCGAAAGUCGAAGAGUUGUUUCACAGCAUCGCGCAACAUGCAAAGGUCAAGAUCGUGACCGACGUUGAUGACUUAAGUGGGGCCAAACAGUUCCUGGAGACGCUCAAAGACCCAGUGCAAUUAAAAGCCUUCCAGAAGCUCUGCAUGAGUGGCAAGUCUAGAGGUAAGGUGGCUGCUAGUCUAGCGGGAAAAUAUGGGGAUGCCGCGAUGGCUUUUGCGCUUUGCACGAAGGCCUUGCCCACAAAAUACGAAAAAGCUGCAUUGAAGUCCGUGCGAGACGCGAUGACCGCACGUUGGAAGGCAAAUUCAGAAAUCACGCCGGUCACGAUUUAUAAAUGGAUAGCACCGACUUUACCUAUCGCAGACGAAGAUCUCUUUAGACCCGCUGUCACCGAGAUCUUGUAUGGGAGUAGUUCCGACGACAGGAUCGUGCACGAGUUUCUAUGGACUCAUCUCGAGGAGGACUACGUUCGAAUUGGGCGGGUUCAGUUUUCUGCGGCAGUCGAUGAACGUAUCGAUAAACAAGCGGCCCAGAAGUUUACCAACUGGUUGAAUGAGGUGCAUCCUGGAUUCGCAGUCCGAAAAAUCCCGUCCCCCAGGCUAACUGGCUGA
This is a messenger RNA of Peronospora matthiolae, 684 nucleotides long. NCBI's taxonomy places the organism in Eukaryota, Oomycota, Peronosporomycetes, Peronosporales, Peronosporaceae. The record is from the annotation of a GenBank genome assembly.